Molecule: messenger RNA, 840 nt
Organism: Linum trigynum
Lineage: Eukaryota; Viridiplantae; Streptophyta; Magnoliopsida; Malpighiales; Linaceae
Source: the annotation of a GenBank genome assembly
AACCAAACUCAGCUCAUAACAAACCAACUGAAAACCCAACCUUUACUUCCAAUCUUUUUCUUUCAGACAAUCUUUCUAUCAACAUCCCAAAAAAAGCCAUAUACGAUGAGUGUGGAAGUUCUAGACGGCAACACCAUCGUCAACUUUGUCGGCGACGAGGAGGCAUUCACGGUCUCGGUUCACGAGCUAUUCGUGAACCUCGACAGUGAUCACGAUGGACAACUUUCGUAUUCGGAGAUGCUUAAGGAAUUGCAGAGUUUGAGGGUCUUCGAGACCCAUUUUGGCAUCGACGAGAGUAUGAGCCCCAGCGAGCUGGCUAGUGCGUACGAGUCUCUGUUCACGAAGUUCGACCAUGACUCGAAUGGGACGGUGGAUCUCGAGGAGUUCAAGGCCGAGACGAGGCAGAUGAUGUUCGCAAUGGCGAGCGGGAUGGGGUUCUUGCCGGUUCAGAUGGUGCUUGAAGAGGACAGCCACUUGAAGAAAGCGGUGGAGUGGGAGACUGCUAUGCUUGCUGCUUAAUUAAGAUCGACGGAUCACUUGCAAAACCAAUCUUCAAGUUUAAGCCCCGUAGCUUGAGUUUGUUAAUUUAUGCAACAGUUUUCGUUUCUUUGGUUUUGGUAUUACGGAGGAUUUGGGUUAAUAAGACACAACGCUAUAUGUGAAUUUUGUUUGCUACGUAUGGUAUGGUUUGGCCAGAGUUUCGUCAAAUUGGUAUGCGACUGGAUAGAAAAUAUAGGGAAAACAAUAUAUUUCUAAUGCUAUGCACUUGUCUCUUUAUUCUUAACUAGAACGGAAGUCCGCGCUACGCGGCGGGAAGGUGAAUUAAGUAAUUUAAAACUA